Messenger RNA from Fundulus heteroclitus (mummichog), 2165 nucleotides. It is a transcript of the gene paf1, whose product is annotated as PAF1 homolog, Paf1/RNA polymerase II complex component. The transcript is spliced from 14 exons. Gene Ontology annotation, biological process: transcription elongation by RNA polymerase II. Gene Ontology annotation, cellular component: Cdc73/Paf1 complex. NCBI's taxonomy places the organism in Eukaryota, Metazoa, Chordata, Actinopteri, Cyprinodontiformes, Fundulidae. Gene Ontology annotation, molecular function: chromatin binding; RNA polymerase II complex binding. The record is from RefSeq and is a predicted model, not a curated record. Bases 237 to 1832 code for a protein of 531 amino acids.
CUCUUCGGAUUCGAAGGUCUCGUUUUCACCGCCGGGUCCUCUUGCUCCUCGUCCUGUUUCAUCGCGGGGAAAUAAGAAGAAAAUGUGUAGUUUGUCGCUUUGUUUGUAGCCGCAUUCACGCGUUGCGGAGUUGCGUGAAGCCGACGAUUGUCGCUGGCCUCACUCGGAUCUAGAUCGACCGUCUCCGUAAAGAAGCAGCUUUGUUUUGACUUGUGAGGGGUUUUUUGGCCGUAAACAUGGCUCCAACGAUCCAAACUCAAGCUCAACGGGAAGACGGCCACAGCCGCCCGUCUUCUCACAGAAGCGUGCCGGAGAGGUCAGGGAUCGUCUGCCGGGUGAAGUACUGCAACAGCUUGCCCGACAUCCCAUUCGAUCCCAAAUUCAUCACCUAUCCAUUCGAUCAGCACAGGUUUGUCCAAUAUAAAGCCACUUCCCUUGAGAAACAGCAUAAACACGAGCUCCUGACCGAACCAGACCUGGGCGUCACCAUUGACCUUAUCAAUCCAGACACCUACCGUAUCGACCCCAACAUUCUUUUGGACACCGCUGAUGAAAAGCUGCUGGAAGAGGACAUCCAGGCUCCAUCCAGCUCCAAAAGGUCGCAGCAACACGCCAAGGUUGUGCCAUGGAUGAGGAAAACAGAAUAUAUUUCCACAGAGUUUAACAGAUAUGGUGUUUCUAACGAGAAAGUGGAAGUCAAGAUUGGAGUGUCCGUCAAACAACAGUUUACAGAAGAAGAGAUCUACAAGGAUCGAGACAGUCAGAUUUCUGCCAUCGAGAAGACGUUUGAGGAUGCACAGAAAUCGAUCACACAGCACUACAGUAAACCCAGAGUCACUCCUGUGGAGGUCUUGCCUGUGUUCCCUGACUUUAAGAUGUGGAUCAACCCAUGCGCUCAGGUCAUCUUUGACUCUGAUCCCGCACCUAAAGACAUAUCAGCGCCAGCAGGCGUGGAAAUGAUGUCUCAGGCCAUGAUCAGAGGAAUGAUGGAUGAGGAGGGAAAUCAGUUUGUGGCCUACUUCUUGCCCAACGAGGAAACACUUCGCAAGCGGAAGAGAGACUGCGAGGAGGGGGUUGAUUAUAUGGCUGAGGACCUGUAUGAUUACAAGAUUGCAAGGGAAUACAACUGGAAUGUCAAGAACAAAGCCAGCAAAGGUUAUGAGGAGAACUACUUCUUUAUCUUCAGAGAUGGCGACGGGGUUUACUACAACGAGCUGGAGACUAGGGUACGUCUAAGCAAAAGGAGAGCCAAGGCUGGAGCACAGUCCACUACCAACGCUGUGCUGGUGUGUAAGCACAGAGAUAUGAAUGAGAAGGAACUGGAAGCCCAGGAGGCACGUAAAGCACAGCUGGAGAACCAUGAGCCAGAAGAUGAGGAGGAAGACAUGGACAUGGACAAAGACAUGGCGGAUUCUGGUGACGAGAAGGAGAAGGGCAGCGGCAGCGAGGCCGAGAACUCUGGCAGUGAAUCAGAGAGGGAAGAGGAGGACCAGGAGCAGAGCGGCGAAGAAGACGAGGAGGACGAAGACCGAGCCAAGAGGCGGCGGAAGGCGAGCGCCAGCGGGAGCGAAAGCGGCGAGGAGAGGACUCGCGAGAUGCGAGACGAGGAGGAGAUCUUUGGCAGCGACGACGACAGCGACGACAACGAGCCCAAGAACUCGGCCAGGAGCAGCGGGGAGGAGGGCAGCGGCAGCGAGGACGAAGCGGAGAACAGGAGGAGCCCCAGCGCCUCGCCAGCGCGCAGCGACCGCAGCAGCGACCACUCAGAGACCCACGCCCAGAGUGGAAGCGAGAGGGGAUCGGACUCCACCGAGGCCAGUGACAGCGAAUAAGUGUUGCAGCCUGCUUAAACUCAACGUUGGGCUCAGAAAACUUGACCGUCUCACGCCGUCAGUGAGCAUAUGGUGUUUUUCAAUAUCUGUAGCUUCUUGAUAAAUAUAAAUGUGUGUGCGAAAUGCUCUUUGCAUAUGAACUCGAUCCGUCUCUUUUUAGGCAAGUUUUUAUUUGUAGAUUUAGAUGACUCAGUAGCAGCUGGAUUUUUUUUUUUUUUUCCCACCACUUAUCGCUGUAAGAUCAUGUAAAAAUGUCUUUGUUCUCUUUACAUAUGACCUACUAUACUGGUAAAGUUUUUUGAAAUGAACAAUAAAUUUCACUUUGGUCAAAAA